This is a messenger RNA of Orbicella faveolata, 4763 nucleotides long. RefSeq names its product octopamine receptor beta-2R-like. Gene Ontology annotation, cellular component: plasma membrane. The record is from RefSeq and is a predicted model, not a curated record. NCBI's taxonomy places the organism in Eukaryota, Metazoa, Cnidaria, Anthozoa, Scleractinia, Merulinidae. Gene Ontology annotation, biological process: G protein-coupled receptor signaling pathway. Gene Ontology annotation, molecular function: G protein-coupled receptor activity.
AAGUUGAAUAAGACAUAAAGAGCAACUGCUUUAUGUUACAUGUUAAAUUAUGUCACAAGUUGAAUGUUGAUACCAGUCAAUACGCCUAGCUACAUCUAAAGUUAGUUCUCAGACAUGGCACUUAAACUGAAAGAAACAAAUCUUUCAAAUACUGAAUCAUAACAGGCUUAAAAAUUACAAUUGGCGGGAAGCAGACCAGUUGUCGAUUUACAAGCAUGACGAGGAGAUGAACUUGGGUUUACCGCGAAACUACUCCAGCUAAGUACGUGGUCAGAGCAUUGUAAGACGACAAGCCAAAACAUUUCUUGCCAAAUAUAAUCCAUGCCAAACAAAGUAAUGCCUAGCUUCUUUAUACAAUGUUACACGCAAGGCUUUAAACUUUGUCUGUUUACCUAUACUGCAGCAUUAGAGUUUUGAAAUGAACGGAAAUUUGGUUAGAUUUUUGAUAAAACGCUUAUUUUUCAUGCUUAUCUUCAAAAUGUCCUGUCCGAUGUCAUCUCAUUUCAGUGGUGAACUGUAGCUUUGUGUCUGACGUUAUUAUAGCCAACAGGAAAAACACUUCAGUCUUGGUAAUCAGCAAAGCCACGUGAUUCUAACAAUAUAUAUGUAAAUCCCCUUAACACAUGCGCAGCUUUCGUUACUGUGUCCGAGUGACGAGACUGUUUAGAGUAAUCUCCAAACCUUCAAGGAGACCUGUUGUAUAAGCUUUUCGCUUUGAGAGGCCAACAUAAGCUAAGGGUAUAAAACAUGCAACCUUGCAGUCGGCAGAGCUUAUAGAGUCACUGGGACAAACUAACUACACAGAAAACUCAAGGAUCUAUUCCGCAAAAGUCAGGUACGAUGACAGAAACACCAAACAUAACAACAGCACCUAACGUCACAUCGCCCACGCCUGGAGGAGGAGGAGGCGGAGGCGAAGACUAUGGUCUCCCUUCAAAGGAAUCAGUCAUUGCAGCUUGUUUCUUUUACACUGUCAUUGCCUUAGUUGCCGUGUUUGGCAACUUAAUGGUGGUGACAGCUUUCUUCAUUAACGACAAACUCCGAACGGUGACGAACUACUUUGUGCUUGGUUUAGCAGCUGCCGACAUUUUGGUAGGUGCCAUUUCCGUUCCUUUGUGGAUGUACAUUUUGAACUACUACGCCGAUCGGAAGGCGAUGAAUAAGAGUUUCAUUGACUUAAACGAGCUCUAUACCACAUUGGACAGCUUUGCCGGAAUCUCUUCAAUUUUACAUCUCAUGGCCAUUUCUAUGGAACGCUACUUUUGUGUUGGCUGGGCCGUGAAGCAUCGCAACACCAAAAAGUACGUCUAUUACAUUGCUUUGUUCCUGGUUUGGUUCAUUUCAGCCUUAGCAGCUUCUGUGAAACUCAUGAUCCCUGACAUCCAAGCAGGAGACCGGGUUCUCUUUACCUUCGUUGUCUUCUUUUUACUGCCGUUGACGAUCAUCGUGGUUUCAUAUGCAGCCAUUUGGAAAAUUGCCAUGACCAGGAUGAACAACAACCCAAGUAAGCGCUCACUGAAGCGAGAGAUUCGCACCGCCACAACCAUUGCCUUUGUCAUUGGGUUCUUUUUGAUUGCAUGGACUCCAUUCUUCAUCACGCUUGUCGUUAAUGUGUACUGCCCACUAACGAAGUGCCCUUUUAGUUGGUCAGCAUUGAUAUUUUACAAAUUUUUGCACUACUCAAACUCGUCAAUCAAUCCAAUAGUGUACGGAGUGCGAAUACCGGAAUUUAGAAAGACUUUCAAAUUCAUCUUAAGGCGAAUCUUUGGGCCCAUUAUAACACCUUGUAGAAAUCGAUGAUUAUCUCUGUACAUUAUCACUAAAUCAGAAAUAUCGAAGGCUGUUUCAAUUCUCUUAAAAGCUGCAUUUAAUACCAGGUGAAGAACUGAGACGCGAAUGCAACAGGGUUGUCAAGAACUGUUUAAGUCUGCGGUAUGAACUGAGCUCGUUUAUAAUAACAAUAGAGAACGAACUUGUUCCAUUCAGUUGAGUGGGAGACAGUGGUCUUAUUUAACAGUAUAGCUAUAAAAAACGAUUAAAAUCUAUAUUAUGGGCAUUUUUAUCAAUCAUGUACUAUUAUGCUAUUUAACAGCACAAGUUACGUCGUCUAAAAGUGUUUAAUGAAGCCUGCCUUCUCCAUUGCGGAGCAUAGGUCAUUGACAAGACUCCUUCAAUCCCCUCUGCCUCUGGCCAGGUGUUCCAUCUGUGUCCAGGAGUAGCCCUUCCAUGGAAUAGUGGGUUAUGUAUUCGGGAAGUGGGGAAGCACUCCCAUAAAUCUAGAAUAAGUGUGUGCCGCGAAGAGUCUUAAAGCCUGACCCUAUUUAAGGAUAAAGCAAACGCAAAGUGAUUCCCUAUUUAAGGCACAAACCCGAAAGAUGAUACCCUGUACAAGGGAAAACAAAAACUAAGAAUGGCGUGAACGGGUCAACUAUAUUUCGUUUCUGUAACAUUGUAAUUUAAACAUCAUGUAAUUUAGGUAUCCUAUCUAAGGAUCACACCCGGAACACGAUGCCAAUAGUGGCACAUACGUAUGUAGCUAAUAUAUGGGAGUACCAGCCCCGCAUCCUGUAUUAGUUUCACUUAAUUGCUGUUGUUCCGUACACAAUCAAGGCAUUAAACUGCACGAAUCACUGCAGUUAACUUCGGUAAAUAACUGCAUGCCAUCGAAGCGUAAAUAACUGCUUGCCAUAGACGUAGGCCAAAAGAUUGCUAUUAAUGUGAGGUUUGAAGUUUGUCAGAGUUUCUUGGAUGAUGGCAAAUAGUGACAUCUCUUAUUCAACUGGCAAUUUUUCAUAAAUUAAAUUUCUAUUUCGCACUCAGCUUUGAGGCUUUGUCUAAGGGACAAUUUCUGAACAGGAUAAAUGUUAUUUAGAAGUAACUGUAAUCUCUUUUCAGUUGGUUUGUUCGUUGCCAAAUUAUUUGUUCAAUAAAAGCGUAAAUACUGUUACUCUAAUUAGCACUCGGUCCUCUUGAAGAAGCACUUAAAAGCUGGGAAGGAUCAGUACAGACAGUUUCUGCAGUAUUCCGCCAUCUCUUAACUUAGAGGCAGGUUAAAAUUUUAUCAGAAACUGACCAAAACCAGGGCAGAGAACAAUCAUCAAUUAGUCUAGUAGCUUGCACGUAAAAUCUUCUGCCGAGUUGGUUACCCUGCAUGCUUAGAUUUCGGAAGAGAGAAUUAAGGAAACAGUUUUCCUGAAAGCAUGCUCACAUGCUCCCUGCUCAUACUUUUCCUAAAAUUGCUGUUGAUAAAGCAUUGCUAAAUCUGAAAGGCUUACUCGAUGCUUAGAUCAUUUGAAAUAUCUCACUCUGCGCAUGCCUUAAUUUGAUCCAGCUCAUGUACCACUUGCAUUCGUCGCGAAUCUGUAAAAAUUAAUUGAAGGUCUGCAAUAGCCAAUAAAGAAAUUGGGAAAAAAUUACUAGAAAGUCGUAAGUAUUUUAAAACUAUUUUCAAAAAUGAAAAUAAAGAAUUUGAUAAAAAUUGUGGACGUACAGAGAUGAACUCGGUUUUGCAGCUAGCAGAUCAGGUUUUACGCGUCUGAUACCGCACACUGCUAAGACCUCCCUUCGGUAAUCAAAAUACAUUUUCUGGAUAUUGAAGUAAUCCUAGAUAUCAUUCGAGAACAACGUCUUCGGCGGUUUUAAAGUUUGGUCAACUGCACUGAUUGCGUUACAAUUCGAUAGUAGAUCGCUGGUCAAGGAUAACCCGUUCCCCUUUCACAGGUUGCUGGCCAUGAACUUAAGAAAAAAAAAAAGCAAACAAACAAAAACAAGAACAAACAAACAAGCAAACAAAUCAAAAGGAGAAAAUAUUUGUAAAGAAAGAAAACAAAAGUCAACUAAAAAGGAAAGAUUGACAGUUCAGUUAUUCAAUAAACAAUCAGUAUCAUUUCGACAAAAGAGCUAUCACUCGAACUAAAUCGCACGUAAAAGACGGAUGAUGAUUACAUUGGAAAUUUCCUGGUAUGGAUUUGCGGACCUGGAUCAAAGUUGGUCAACAAUUUACUUACACAUUGCCAUUUCCGAGGCAAGCUUUGAAGUAACAGACAAGUUUGGAACGAUUUGAAUGCUAGCGGGACUUCUGUAAAACUGGUUCACAGUGACGCGUGUAUUUCACAAUAUCACAAUCUAAAUAAGGUAAAAUCAGUUUACUGUCCGCAAAUUAGGGUAUGAUGUUUUUUAAUCACUAAUGUAAUCUCUGUACAACCAACCAAUUAAUCAAUCGAUUUGUGGUGCAGUAAAUCGAGCGAAAUUAAACGAAACUCCGGUAUGAGCCUUGAUUCACUUGAACGCAAACGUUUUGAUAAUUGAACGCGAUCGAGUUCGUUAUGACCAAAGGCGCAGGCACUUGUUGAUUUACCACACGACAGGAUAAAGGAUGAUUCCCCAUGUAGGCCUUAUUAUGAAGGUAAUCCCUAUCAAGUUAUUUUUAGAAUUGUUAUGCCGUUCGCUGGUCGAUAAUGCACCACGUGCCUAGAGUAGGUGUUCUCUUGGACGAUGAAGAUGCCUGUGAAGAUGUUAGGGCUGUCCACCUGUGGAAACUUCUAGACCCUCCUAGGAUUUUUGAGGCUGGGGGAUCUAAAAAUGACUUGAGAGGGAUUACUCUAGGAAUAACGCCUAUAUAGGGAAAAACCCCCGAUUGCGUGUUCAGGCUAGGUUUCUUCUUUCUGGUCGAACACGCAAUCGGAUUCCAUCCGCGCGAAACUAUUUGUUUAGACAAAUAUGUUAAUGAACAAUCACACCUCUCACCGCAUAUAUAACACUGU